UCAUACCAACACGGUCGCCAUUACGAUUUUCCUUGCUUCGCGAGUGUCGCGGAUUGUUCGCGUACGGGGAUCAGCAGCAAAAUAGCGAAUGUCGCGAGGUCGCGAGUGCCCGUGCCGUGCCGUGGAAUAAAACUACCGUUCUCGAGUGCAGUUGGGGGUGCAAGUGCUAAUUGGCCGAAAAUUGUGGGAAUAUGCUGAGCCCAAAUUGGCAAAUUAGUGCGUCAUCGUCGAAGAAGCAGCGAAGUGAAAAAGAGCAACCGAAUUGGUGCAAAAGUGCCAGAAGUGAAUCUCGCAUCAUCCGGAAGAAAAUGCGACCCUAAAAAGUAACGCCGUGAUGAAACCAGUGGAAAAGUGCGCUACGAUGAAGCCCGGCCCCGAAAGUGGCCAGAAAAUAGUGUCGGACAGUGCGGGAAAAGAGUGCGAUAAAUAUUGUACGCCGCAGAAGGCGAAGAAAGAGGAAGAAAAGUUCAGUGGCAGCAGCAGCAAUAAUAAUAGUGUUUUUGGUGGCGCAGCGAAAACAACGGAAGUGGCCACCGCAAACCACAGUGGUCGGGCGGUGAAACCAGCAAACUUAUCGGCCGUGUUGUCCUCGUCCUCGUCCGGUGGUUGUGGGGUUGGCCCGUAUUCGGUGGCCACUACGGUAGAAACAGCAACGAAGAAGACGAUGGUAGUGGUGGAAGCGGCAGGAAGUGGGGGUGGUGGGCCAGAAACGGAGGCGGCAGCGGCGGCAACACAGGCUCUAUCACAGAAGGGUGAAAAGGCGUCGAAAAAUCACGUAGACACUAGCAGUAGCAGCGGCAGCAGUAGCGCUAGUGGCAGUGCCGCCGCGAAAACGACGACGACGUCUUUCUCUAAAAAUAAUGACAAAUGUGACACACCGGCGAAGGAUAUCAUCGUGUCAUCUUCGUCCCGAGCUGAUAAUGAACCGUCUCGAAGUCACAAGAAAAAGAAAAGCAAGGACAAAGAUCGAGAUCGUGAGAAGGAACACAAAAAGCGACGUCAUUCGAGCGAUCACAGCGGUGCUGUUAGCAGCACUAGUAGUUCGACCCUCCAUGCGAGUUCGACAUCAGCUCCCAGAGACAAAUCGACAAACAACCAAAACAAAGAAAACCAACACCACCAUCAUGGGCUACCGCACAGCAAAGUGGACCGACCGGACAAGAUAGUCGUUCCGGUGGACUUUCAGAUCAAACAGGAACUCUCAAUCGAGACUAGCUCCAUCGGAGUGCCGGUUCCGGCCGUAGCGGCAGCUGCAGCGGCCGCCGUAACCGGAACUCCAAUCUCCCCGAUUAAUUUGCUGUUGAAUCUGGAACGGAACAACAGCGAAAGCAGCACCAUCAAAAAACAGGAGGUCUUCAUCAAGAAGGAGUAUAAACCAUUGAAACCGGAGAAGUCCCGGGAGGACGUUUCGCGGACGUUGAACUUUGGCGAGGGCAAUGGCCCCGUCAGUUCCAGCACCGGCGGCAGUAAUGGCAACAACACCAGUGCUAUCGGCAGUACAACUAACUUAACUAGUAAUAAGAACUCAAACAUAUUGAUAAAAAUCGAAUCACCUAAAAACACGGACGCGGACAAGUCAACCGUGGUGAAGAAGGAACUUCUUUCGGACAUCGGAAUGACUCCGGAAAAGCUGGUCAAUGGUGGUUCGGCAGCAGCGACAACAUUAACUCUAAAACAGGAACCCAUUACGUUUGAGAAAAGUACCUCCCAUGACCACCACAGUGGUCACAAAUCGUCGUCCUCUCAGCUCGGGAGCAGCUGCAGCAGUAGCAAGCUUUCCAGUUCCUCUUCGUCCACUUCGGUGCACAAGAGCAGCAGCAGUAGUAGCAGUAGGGAAUGUUCCCGUUGCUACAAGCGGUCCAAAAUCAAGCGGGCAAACAUCGGGAUUCAGUGCAAACGGGACAAGCCGGAACAUCCGUUGACCGGAGUGGUUCCGCUGGAACCGUGUUCAAGGAUAGCCACGGCCAACCGAGACAUGAACUGUCAUCGGAAGGGCUUGGAUAACCUUAAAUACGGACGGUUUAUGCGAAUAGAGGUGCACCCGAAUGGUGGAGCAUCCGUCGUUCACAUGUACCAGGACGAAAUCAACGUCCUGUCGGAGACCGAGAUGGAGGAACUGGUGAACGAGUUCUUCGAGGUGUGCUUUGCCGAGGACGAAGACGGCUUCGCGGAUCACGUCAUGGGCAUCGUCCACAAUGCGGCCGAGUACCUCCCGGACCUGCUGGAACACAUGGCGGAGAACUAUGCCAAUCUGACGGUGAAGGCCGGUGUUCUAGGCCGAAACUCGGACAUUGAAACGUGCACCAUGUAUCAGUACAAUGAGCAGGUCGUGAAAAAUUAUUCCCACGGAACGGUGCGGUACGGACCGCUCCACCAAAUCAGUUUGGUUGGAAAAGUUCACGAGGAAGUCGGAGGCUAUUUCCCCGAUCUGCUGAAGCGUCUCGAGCAGAAUCCUUUCCUCAAUAAGGCCAUGCCAUGGGGGCAGCUGUCAAUUGUACAGAUGGAUCCGCGAUUGUCCAACGAUGGUCCAAUUUUGUGGAUCCGGCCCGGCGAACAGCUGGUUCCAACGGCUGAAAUCAACAAGACGCCGAUGAAGAGGCAAAGGACUCGUAUCAACGAGCUGCGCAACUUGCAAUACUUACCUCGACUAUCGGAGGCUCGCGAAACGAUGAUCGACGACCGCACCAAGGCGCACGCAGAUCACGUCGGCCACGGCCACGAUCGAAUGACAACGGCCGCCGUUGGUGUCCUCAAAGCCGUCCGCUGUGGUAUCCCGGACGAGCUGAACCGAAUCACCAAGGACGUGGUAGCAUUCGAUGCGCACUGCUUCCCCCAUCUGGUGGAAAAGUUGCAGCUGGAUUUGCACGAACCGCCGAUCUCGCAGUGCGUCCAGUGGGUGGAGGAUGCCAAGUUGAAUCAGCUGCGGCGCGAGGGAAUCAAGUACUCGCGGAUAUCGCUGUACGAUAACGAUAUCUACUUCCUGCCGCGAAACAUUAUCCAUCAGUUCCGAACGGUGACGGCGGUUACCAGUAUCGCGUGGCAUUUGCGGUUGAAGCGGUACUAUCCGGAUCAGGAGAUUGUCCAGGAGAUUGCCAAUGGGUAUGAGGUGGACCCACCGCACUACAAGGAGAAGCAGACGAUUCUGCCCCAUCCGAUCUCGGCGCUGGCGGAGGAGAAGAAGAACACUCCGGUCAAGCGGACGCACGAUGGCAAACCAAAGAAGGCGGAGAAGAAGGAUUUGGGAGUGGUGCCGCCGGCGGCGGCGGCAGCGAUUGCUGUUGUGGUGGAAGAGGUGAAGCAGGAGCAGGAGAAGCUGGAGAAAGUGGAAGUUGAGAAGCAGGGGCUGGUGGAGGCCAAGAUUGAUAUGCGAAAGCUGGUGAGGGAUGAUAAGCCGUUGAAGAAAAGCAGCGCGAGUCAUAAGCAUUCAUCGACUUCGUCGUCGUCUUCUUCGCAUAAGCAUCAUAGCGGAAGCGGAAGUAGUAGCAGUAAGAAGGAUAAGCAUCGUUCCAAUGGAGAGCGAGAUAAGGACAAGGACAGGGAUAAACCACGCGAUAAGGACAGGGACCGGGAUAGAGACAGGGAGAGGGAGAGGGAUCGGGAACGGGACAAGCAUCGCCAUCAUAAGCAUCAUUCCUCUUCGAGCAAGUCGUCAUCCGGUUCUUCAUCGAAGCAUGCGACGAGCGAGGAUCGAAAGCGGAAGCUAUCGUCGUCCUCUUCGGAGCGCCAUCCGCACAGUGCUAGUAGCAGUAGGCGAGAAUCGACUUCGAGUGUGACGAAGGACAAGGAUAUCGCUGCUGGUCUGGUACCGGUGGUUCCCUCUGUCGCAGCCGAAAUCGAAAUUGACAAUGUUGGCCAAGUGCUUUUGGAAGAUACAACGAUCAAUAGCAAUUACGAGUCUGUGAUAAAUUGUAAUGACGAAGCCAAGCUUACGGUCGCCAUGGAAACAACCAUCUCUGCUGAAGGGGAUGAGAUCAGUACCGAAACGUUGCUAAUGCUGAAAACGGAGGAGGAAAUCAUAACCACUACCAUUGUGGAUGACGAUCAACAUUUGAAUGCAUCCGACUCGGUUGAGUUCCAGAUUGAACCUACGCCACCUUUUCCGCCUCCACCACCGCCACCCGCCGAAGUAGCCCCACCGUUGCCACCCCUACCACCAUCCGCACCAAUCCCAGAAAUCCCCACCAAAGGUACGUACAUCUAUCACAGUACCGACGAACAUAGCCCGGCGACGCCAAAGGUGAAGAAGAGUAUUCAUCUGUCGUCGUCGUCGGCGGCGGCGGCGAAACCCGUCGUCAGCACAGCAGCAACACCUUCCAAAAAGUCCAGUGAUCUGCUCAGCUCCAUCAUGGCAAGUAUGGAGAGCACACCGAACCGCAAUGCAAGCAAUUUCUAAGCUUACUUCGUUUGUUUCCGUUUCGUCUAUUGUUCUUUCGCUAUCAUAAGUUCAAACGUUCCUCGUUCUCUCUUGAUGUCCACUAGCACAUUCAAUUUUCCUAGCACGCGGUCGUCUAUCUGUUUAUUUCCGACAAAGGAGAAAAGUUGUGCUUACACUUUAUACUUAACUAAAGAGAAAAGUGUGUGUAUAUUAAGAUGUAAUGUUUAGAUAAUCAGUUGUAAGUUAAAAUUGGACACAUAUUUUAUCAAUUCGUCAACAGUAUUUUUAGUGUGUGUGUGUUUUAGGCGCAGCCGCCUACCAAACAAAAGACCCACAAAAAAGUUGUCGCGCAAGCGCCUAAAGUACAGCAACAUUGUUUAAAUAGCUCUGUAGAUAACUGUAAAUACAAAUAAAUGUUAUCAACAUCCACUUGCACAGCUUUUCUACCUGCGCGGAUCGAAAAAAAAAACAACAAAAACAAAAAUCUGAAAAGAUACACAACAAAAACGGAUCACACUGCCACCUUUCUUCAAAAAUUGUAAAAACAAGCAAAAACAAAGCAACUGACGAGCAAAUAUUAAGAAAUCACUCCCUCAAAAACAGAAAACAAAAAGUUCCCCGGAACAUGCUCUCAUGUCGGUUUGCCAUUGACGAUCUCCUCCCAAUCAAUUGUUAAGGAACCCCAACCGUACAUACAAGUGCGUUUGGGAAUAGCUGCGGAAUCUUUCCUUUAUCUAGUAGUGUGUAGAAGUGCGACGAGUCCUAUCGAAAUUCAUAUUUACACGCAUACUUCACACCAUACAACACACACAUGGACCUAAUAGGGUGCCGUUUGGUUUUCACAAAUUUUCGAAAUUUGAAAUUCGUACGUUUUUUUUUUUUUAAUCAUUAAAGAGAAACCUUACAGUUUGCAUUUACAAUAUUACAAUUAAAUUGAAGUGGUAAUUGAACACAGUAUCACUCUUUAUUAACGAAAUUUUCAGCCUGGGGCUGGUUCAUCAAGGAAUUAUUGAUGUUUUGACAAUAUUUUUUACUGAUAAACGAUUCAAUUUACAACCAAUUUGGUAUAGACAGCAUACUUACUUAUCCCUGUUUCAUCUGUGUGCUUUUAUACGUCUUUAUUUACACUAGGUUAUAAGCCUGAAUCCUAGAAAACUGCUUUGAAGUUGAUUAUUGUAUUAUUUCACGUUUUUUCAAAACAUCCAAGCGCUUCUGUUUCAAACGCGUAUGUUUCUCAUUGUAUGAAAAAAAAAAAAAAAUAACAGACGAACCUUAGCUUUCGAGACUUGUGGAAACACAAGCCACCCUAACAAGCCCAAUCACAGUCACGUAUUGUUCUAUAUUUUCGGUGAGUAAUAUUGCGCAGUUCCCACCCAACUGGACCCCUUUAGCAGUUAGUAUAAGUGCGGGAUCGUGAAUAAAACUGCGAUUUUGCAUCGAAUUGUUUCGGUGUCUUCUGCGCACUUAUCCAGCACUUUGUAAUGCAUAAGUGCGCAGAAGACACCGACACGAUUCGAUGCAAAAUCGCAGUUUUAUUCAUGAUCCCGCACUUAUACUAACUGCGAAAGGGGUCCAGUGGGGUGGGAAAUGCGCAAUAUACAUACACACACAGACAAAAAAAAAACUCACUGAAGCGAGGUGUGAAAUCAACAGGCAAAUUUCGCUCUACUUAGAAGAUAAAAAUUAAGAAGCAGAGCACAUGCUAUUGCAAAGUUUAGGAGGAACGAUAACUAGCGAUUAAGUCCAAACAAACAUUUAAAGUUGAUAAGUAGAUCUAUAGAGCCAACAAGAGCAUAAUAUUCAAAAUCACUGAAUAUAGGAGAAUGUUACUUUUCCUUUCAGUUUGAAGAUCUGUUAAGCGUCGGCUAACAAAUUUGUCGCAUGUAAGUCCCAUUUAUUAGGUAAAAGUCGUAACAGUCUUCUACAGAGGCAAUUGCGAUGUUCAAUCGUUGCGCCCCUCCCGGACUCAACCCUUUAUCGUUUGGUCGAUCAAAGACGGUCGCUGUAACAUUUAAGCUUCUCGGUAAGUUAAAUUAUUAUUUGAAACAGAAGCUUAGGCUUUUCUAUCAAUAGUAUGCAUACACAUAUAGAUGAUACUGUUGGUCUAAAAUAACUUAUUAAGAUCGAUAUUUUUCCUUAUUGGUCUCAAUCCGCUUUGAUAUCUUGUCCAACUAAUAUAGAUAUUUGCUCCACACAGAGAAAAACCCUUUGUUCAAAUCGGCUGUUUUGUCACUUUUUUAUUUAGCGCUUCCGUGUUGUUUGCUAUGGACCACAUUUUAUUUAUACUAAAUUGAAACGACAGCAACUAUUACCCCCAUCCAAACAAGUAGAGAUUAGCGCGCGCGUCGUCGUCGUCGUAUGUAUAUUUUAUUAUGCAAUUUAAACAAACUGAGUAAGAAUUUAUCUCUAUCCACAAUCCGGUUAAACAGAACAAGUAAAACCAACAACACACAUCUGUAAAUUGUAAGAGAGUAAACAUAAUGAAAAACAAUAAAAAAGAAUACUGUUUGCACAGUAUUAAAGGUGUAAGAGAAAACUUAGAA
Molecule: messenger RNA, 6918 nt
Organism: Aedes albopictus (Asian tiger mosquito)
Lineage: Eukaryota; Metazoa; Arthropoda; Insecta; Diptera; Culicidae
Exons: 7
Coding region: 335-4393 (1352 amino acids)
Cellular component (GO): nucleus
Source: RefSeq, a predicted model, not a curated record